Messenger RNA from Aedes aegypti (yellow fever mosquito), 8166 nucleotides. RefSeq names its product brefeldin A-inhibited guanine nucleotide-exchange protein 3. Gene Ontology annotation, biological process: regulation of ARF protein signal transduction. The transcript is spliced from 8 exons. NCBI's taxonomy places the organism in Eukaryota, Metazoa, Arthropoda, Insecta, Diptera, Culicidae. The record is from RefSeq and is a predicted model, not a curated record. Gene Ontology annotation, molecular function: guanyl-nucleotide exchange factor activity. Bases 386 to 6568 code for a protein of 2060 amino acids.
GAAAGCCAGGAAAAAAUGGCGUCAAAGUAAGUGAAUCUCGGUGGUGCAACAAGACCGUACGUGGAUGAAAAUUUGAGAAAAUCUGGUGAAAUUUUGGGGAUUUUGACGGUGAAAAGUGUUCGAAUCGGUGAAUGAAGCUGAGAGGAAUGAGGAAAAUCGAUAGAGGAUAGCUUAGGCUUUUUAUUUACCGCUGUAACCCGAGACAACCGCAAAACUUUGUGUGCAGCAGUAGCAAUUGCAGCAAUAAGGGGGCUAUCUUGUGCGUGACGGUAACCACCCCAAAACGAAAAAAAUAUCCAGAGUUUAGCAGCGUGAACAUGAACAUAGUCUAGGGUCGUUGUGGUUGUUGCAAGUGAGUCGAGUUCAGUCAAACCCACUAUCCAGCAUGGAAGAGCUUUUGAUGACUAUCGUGAAGGAGGCGACCGGAAGCAAACAGCAGAACUUGAAACAAGCCGCACAAAUUGCACAUGACAAACUUCUACGCCAGCAUGGUAUCCACAGGGAUCCUUCGUAUGAGCUGCGAUCGGUGUGCUUUACCGCCCUGCAGAUGGCCCUCGAGACUAAACGACCAAAAUUUGUGACCUACGGGUUAAACGGAUUGCAUCGCAUCAUACGCGACGAACGGUUCUUCUUCGGUCUGGAACCGGAAGACGAUUCGCUGUGGUUGCCGGCUCAACUGCUACGAUCGACAUCGGGAAUAUCUACCGUCGGCAAUGAGGAUACCGUAGUCAACGUCCUUCGACUAUUCCUAUCCAUGGCCUGCUCCCCGACCUGCACUCUCAACGGUCGACUCCUAAUCGAAGUCCUCUCCAAGUGCGGAGAGUGCUGGGAAAACGGCUCCCGAGCUGUGAAGGCAGCUUCCCUAGCCGCCGGCAGUCAAUGUCUGCGAGCGUUCUGUACCUUCCUCAAGGACGAAGCCGAGGAGAUCCUUCGCACCGGUCCGGCUGGAAUCAUUAGCAUUGGCAUGGCUGCGGCCGUUUACAACGAGGUCAUUCCGGUUAUGCAAUGGCUGUGCAGUCGGUUGAUCGAACCCAGCACCGGUAGCCCCAAGCGAAUCGACGCUGCCGGAUCGCUUUACCUGAUGGAAUGUAUCCUAACGCUGGUGACCUCACUGCCUCCGGAUGUUCACGCCAAUCCUCACUUCACUGCAUUCCUGUGGCAGAAGUUUUGUCCAACUCUGGCCGCUACUCUCGGAUCUCCCGGAAGAGUCAACAUUGACAAGAAGUUUACGUAUAAAGAUGCCAUACACCUGAUCGAAUCGGAACACCGCGGCUUCUUCACCCGUCCGGGUCUAGAUGGUCCCCAAGCCCGUUGCAUCUACCUAACUAGCAUCCAACUGUUGCGGAUCGCCGGAGCUCAGGGAACCCUCAGACCCAUGCUGGAAGCCCUGUUCCAUCGGAUGUUGCUGCUCCCGAUACCGGCCAACCGUGCCGAACCGUUACGUUGCGUUCGCGAGAUCCUCAAAAGCCCCGAGCGCCUUAUCGACCUGUCGGUUAUCCUCUACCCGGACAAGAACCAAGGCCAGAGCUGCAGCGAUGAUAUGGCUCUGUUUCGGCUAAUAAUCGACGCCAUGGAAGAAUGCGCCACAACAUCUCAACACGGCAGCACUUCGGUCGACAACUCGAUGAACUCAAGCGUCGAAUGCAUUGUAGCCCUGCUCGAAAGCCUCCAAACCCUAUGCUCGGGAACGUUCGAUGAGUCAAUCAUGAGCGACCGCAUCGCCGACGCCAUCAACAAUCGCUACCACCAGCUGCGAGAAUCCGACUAUACCGGUCCGUUGACAUAUCAAUCGAUGGCACGGCUGCCGGCUCCGUAUCGGGAUGCCGUAGCCGAGUUGCGCCAGAAUGGUUUCGAAACCUCAUCCGAGUCGGAGAUAGAUGCUGAGCAUCCCAUCGAUCCAGAGGCAGGCUCUCUUGGAUCCGGGGACACCGAGGGACCGGAAGACGAAGCACAUUCUUCCAGCGAUGACGUAUCGUCAAGGGCGGACGGAAACUGGCCUUGGGCUCAUCUGGAAGAACCUCCACACAUCCGCUCGGAUGUAGACUGCGAUCGCCAUCACGCCAGAGAAUUUGCAAAAGUGCUGACCGGGGACCUAGUUCCAAAUCUGCUGAAACUGAAGGUUUCCGUCGAAGUGGAUGAAGCGAUUCAGGAGUUCGCCUCCAGUGUUUGUCAGCAAAACAGCCUGAACUAUUCGGACUACGAUUACAAUCUAACCGCGUUGAACGCGGACGGCAUUUAUCUAGCAACUUACUCCGCAUUGUUGUUGGCUCUGCAGCUCAUGAAGGCCGGUCAUUACGACGAAGGCCAUGAACCGAUCCUGAUUCCCCUGUCCGAGCAACAAUUCGUGACAUCCGUCCAAAACGCUGGAGUUCUGGUUUACCUAAGCUCCGCGUGGCUUCGCGAACUCUAUCAGAGUAUCCUGGCCUCGAACCCACUAGCAACCCUGAAGUGCAUUGAGAAUACCGAUGGAUCGCACUGUGCUCUGGUGGACAUGCUGUACGAUGCUGGAGGCGUCGGUCCAUCGCAAAUGCUAUCCGACUGGCAGCGGCUUCAGUCAGUUGUCCGCAUCCAAACAGAACCGAACGCCAAACAACAAGCGGCCAAGAAGCUUGCACGACGCUUACUGACUUGCUGCUGGGACUCGAUGGUUACGGUUUUAACCGCUGGUUUAGGCGAGGUUGAUGACUCCCGUACUGCACGGUUGAUGAAGCUAUCCAAGAAGACCUUACGAGUCAAAAAGAAAGCUCGCAGCUCCGGCGAAGCCCUGUACGCCUUGAGCUUAGAAGGCUUGCACGCAGCGGCAACGUUGAGCAACUCGCUUAACCUCCAACAUCUAGCGGGAAAAAUCCUGAACCUUAUCGCGACCAACGUUUGCCAGAAUUCCGGCCCGAAGAUUCCCGCCAGCCAGGCCCUGUCGAUGGAUGUGGUGCUAUCUGGAGGACUGGAGCUGGGGUCGCACUCCGCGGACUGCUGGCUGCCGGUGUUCUCCGUAUGUCGGCAUGUGACUCAGCUAGAACACGACCUGUUUAGCUCGCAGAAUGCGCAGAUGGGAAACGCUUCGCAGGUGGCCGGAAAUGGAAAGGAAGCUGAAUCGCCCAGCAAGAGCAGUACACAGUCGGAUAAGCUGAAUCUGUCGUCGUACCCGAUCGAUGAGGAUGAGACCUGCGUGGACGUCUACAGCUUCCUGCAAGCUCCGCUUCCCAACUCGAACGCCAACGUGGCAACCAUCCUGAAGGCGUACUCCGGCAACGAUACAAUCAACCUAUCGCAAGCAGAUACGGCCAAAAUGCUGUGCGCUCUUUCGCACCAGGCUGACACACUCUUCUCGGAUGCUGCCGAGCGCUUGGCGCUUCCAGCGCUGCUGCACUUCCUGAAGAGUUUGUGUCGAGCGUCGCGCGAACAGCUCUACCGGGGUUCAUCGUCCAAGAAAGGUAAGAAGUCCUGGUGGCUUGGUCGUCCGUGGAAGGUGAAGAACGAUUCGCUGCCGCUGUCGCUGCUGUUGCAUCGCGUCGGAGACGUCACACUCAAGGUAUUCCGGGGACCAAGGCCGUUAUUGCACAUCUUGAAGGUUUGGGCCAUUACCGGACCUCAUUUGAUGGAUGCUGCUUGUCACAAGGACCGUGCCAUAUCGAAACGUGCCAUUGAGUAUAUCCACGAUAUCAUCACCGCUCUUCUGGUGGAGCAAUCGGAGCUGCCGCACUUCCACUUCAACGAAGCGCUUCUUAAACCCUUCGAGAAUCUGCUGAGCAUGGAUUCCUGCGACGUAGACGUUCAGGAUCAGAUAGUGGCUUGCCUGUACGAGAUCGUUGAGGCUCAUCGUACGGAGAUCCGGUCCGGCUGGCGACCUCUGUUCGGAACGUUACGCACCGCCCGUAACCGUCCGGUGCAUUUGUCCAACAUCAUAGACAUCUUCCAUGUAUUCCUCGAGACGGAUAACACGCUGGUGUUUGCAAACGCCGGACUGGAUUGUAUUCUGUGUCUGUUGUCCUACUUGGAAAUCUCCGGUAGUGGUGGCAGUGUUGCCGGUUCAACCGGAGGCAGCGGCAAUGGAAACGAAGGCAGCACAAAUGACGACAAUAACAUUAGAUCCAGUGAUUUUUUAUAUGAUGCUUUGAAAUUCCUCGAACGUUGCUCAUCGAUCCUUAGUUUUAUGUACAACAUGCCUCAGUGUCCGAAUCUGCACUCGACCUACAAGAUCAAGGGGAUCACCUACACUCACAUCAUCGAUGCUAAUAUUCCAAACUCGAUGGAGAACUUCACCUACUUCGGGCAGGACUAUCUGCAGAGCAGCAAUGAGCAGUACAUGAUCAGUUACCGAUCGCUGCACAUCGAUAAGGAGACGAUCACCAAGAUCGACGAGCUGGACAAGCCGAGCGGAGUGUUGAAGGUGUGGUUCCUGCUGUUGGAUGGUCUGACUAAUUCGCUGAUCGUGUGCCCCAUUGCACACCAAUCGCCGAUUCUGCAAUCGAUCUUCAAGUUGUUCAAAUCGCUUCUGAUCAACCCGGGGAUUGAGUUCGGGUUCUACUGCAUCAACCACUUGCUGAUUCCGAUGAUUCAGGACUGGCUGCGGUACGUGAACAAGGCCCAGAAGAAUUGGAGCUUGAUCGAGAAGAACUUCAAGCACUGCUGUUGCAUGACCACCGAUCUGGUGGUGGAGUUCAUCGAAAAGUCACAGACGUCGCUUGGCGGGCUGGAGGACCGUAUUGUGAUCGGGAGCGAGCAGACGUUCAACCAACACCAGCAGAGUAUGAAGAAGAACAAGUUUACGAGCAUUGUAAGGCCGGUGGAUAACAUGAAGUAUAGCAAGCUGAGGAAGGUGACUUCGGUGGAAGAUCAACAGCAGCAGCAGUAUGCGGGGUAUUAUGGGAGCAAGAAGGACGACGAGGGAUCGGGUGCAACGAAAAUCCCGACGGCAGCUAUCUUAGCGCUGAAGCAGUUGUUGCUAGUGUUGAUCGAGUGUUCAGCACAAUCACAGGAGACGAUCGCCCGAGUCGGGGUAAGCUGCAUGAAGCACAUUAUCUUUUCGACGGGUCACAUCUUCAACGAGGAUCAGUGGAUGGUGAUCACGUCGGCGAUUCAUCGAGCCAGCACGGUGACAAUGGCUCCGUUGAGGCAGUUGAUCUUUGCGUUCAAUGAGAACUCGAACAGCUUCUACGGAGAUUGUGCGAAUGUGAAGGUUGCAGCAAGACGUGACAGUACGCUGGACGAACUGCAGAGGGUGCACUCGUUGGCGCAGCAGGUGUUUCUAAUGGACAACCAGCGAGACAUGUUGAAUUCGAAGGUCAACAAUAAUGUUGGUGGAGGAUUGAAUGGAGUUAACGGAGCUGGCACGGCUACGGAUGAUCGAUCGUAUUCGUUCUUGCUGUAUCCUUUGAACUGCAACACGAAUAUGACGCAGUCGUGUUCGGUGAACGGCGGAGGCAUCAGCGCUUCUCUGCAGAGUAACGGACUCAACUUAGACAGCUACAUCAUUAGGAUUCCGUAUAGGAAUCUGGUGGUCGGGCUGCUGGCAAGCCAGAUGCUGUUACAGUUGAUUGCUAACAUCUUGCUUAACGGAUUGACGAAUGUUCCGAAUGAGCUGAACUCUUGCAUCUACAAUGGUGGUGAGACUACCGCAAGCAAUACAACCAAGGCGUUAUUCCAGCUGGGUUAUCGCAGCAAGGAAGUUCUUCUGAGAACUUUGAAGCAGUUCUUGAUUUGCUCGAUGGACUUUGAUCUGCGACCAGGACUGAAGUUCCUGAUCCAGAAAGUGUCAAACAUUGAAAGUGCGGCUAACCUGUACAAACAGAUGACCUCUUCCUGGAUCAUCAACUACAUGACCUUGGUAGAUGUCUACAUCAACAAUAUUCGGGCGUAUAACCUGAAUGAAGACGACAUCAAGUACAUCUUGGACUCGUGUAGUCACAUGACGGCCGCCAGUCAACAGUGGAAGAAGAAUGAGAACUUCGUCCACUACCUGCUGGCCCUGCGGGAUCUCUGGGAUCUGAUUGCGGAGCAUUUCAUCGACAACAUGGAGAGUAACGGUAACGAUGGAUCGACCGUAACGCACAUUGUAGAGAACAAGUUGGAGAAAUACGAGCGCUUUGACGAUAAGCUAGAUAGUUCCGGAGGUGAAGAAGACCCGUCGAGCUCACCUGAGGGGAUCAGUUGUGGAGAUCCGUCGAACGAUAAUGACAACCCUGGGAUGGAUCCAGAGUCUCCAUCGAAGAGUGAUGAGGAAAGCGUGUCCGUAUCGACGAUCGUUGGUAAUCACGGCGGUAGAAUGAAUCCGUUCAACAUCUCUGCCAAUCAGCAGCAGCAUCUACAUCACCAACAACAGCUGCAGCAUCAACAGCAACAACAGCAAUCGAUAUCUCCGGAGAUCGAGCAGCAAAGAACGAAUAGUAUUCAGAAAGAUUUGAUAUGUAAGCGAUCGGCGCUGAAGCAGCUGAUCGUGGCAUCGAUGGAAUUGCUGAAGCUGCUCCCUGAGGAACAGGCCGAGCUUUUGAAGCUUCUGCUAACACCGAAGAUCCGCGAAGCAUUCCGGGUGAUCCAGGAACAGGGUACGGGGGGCUUGACGAUGGAAUGAAACGCUCUCUUCUACGUAAAUUUUUUGUCAUACUAGUAUAACAGGCAAACGUACAUUUCGAUGGAAGACAAGAUAUAAUCGACUAGACUGAAAUCGUUUAACAAAAAUAUAUAUCGCAAAUUUACAGACAAUGCAAACUCCUGAAUUGAAGUUGAAUGGCAGAUCAAGAAAAAAAAAACACAUAUUUUGAUGAUAUAUAGCUUUACAUGAUUUAUACAUUUACGCAUGGAACAAAACAAAAUCAUAUAUACCUAUAUACAUAUUGAAGCCCCUUUAAAAUCCUAUAACUGUUGAUAUAAGCUAAGGAAUUUACUAAGAAAAAAGUACGCAAAACGCCAUUAACUACUACACUAUUCAGCUACACGCCCUCCACGCAAAAGCUGUGACAACAGUCAGCCACAUUUACACUAACACAAACACGUUGCUCAAAAGUAAAUGUCACUAAGCCAUCUAAGCAAGCCAGCAGCCAUGGCUUCAAGCUACUACAAUGCGCGCGUGUUCUACUCGUUUCAACACUGACAACUCGAUAUGUUCAAAACCUCACCUAUUUAUCCAGAAUGCAACCAAACAAUCCCCCUUUUAUACGCACCUAUAGCUACCGAAUCAGGCUUUCCACAUAUACUCACCUUCAAGCUAACCAAUACCAGCGUGCUUUCGUAUUUCUUUGAUUUUCUUCUUUCUUUUGGAUUUCGAACGCCUCACGAGGAUAUAUAGCAAGCGUGUUAAGCCAAAGCCUACUGCGCCGGUGACUAUUUUCUCUAGCCUAUACCAUUAGAGGAAGUUAGCCCAGCAAAAUCUAACAAUCAUUCGCUUCUGUGACUCUUAAGCUCUCUCUCUUUAAAACCUUUCUCUCUCGACGAUAAAAGGAAUAAAUCAAACAAAAAUCCAAUUGGAACAAAACAUCAACAGAAACUGGCAGCAGCAGAAGAUGCCAAUUACGAUAGUUAUGAUUAUCAUUACUUAUUCGUGGUAUAUGUGUACUCGAGUUACUACACACACAGAACACUAACACACAUACAAACAGAUCAAGCAAAAAAUUGUAUUUAAUCCGCUUGAGUUGAAUAUGAAAAAAGCUUAAAAAAUUAUGAAAUCUAAAGUAUUUCCGUGAUCGGAUCAGUAUUUUAACCCCUUUUUCCAAGAAAAAAAAAACAUGUGUUUGUCACAAUUUUAAAUUUGAAUUUGAUUAUCGGUUCCAAACCCAAGUUUAAACGCAGCAAGAAGAAAAAGGUUAACCUUCAUUCCCCUCCCCAUUGAACCGUUCUCAAAAAUCUCUCUCUCUGAAUGUGGGUAACCAAAUCCAAAAAAUUAAAACAGAUAAAAGCAAAACAAAAAAACAUGUAACGAAUCAGUAACAAACCAGUAUAACCAGCAGAACAUUUCAAAAACAGAACGUGAAAAUAAGUAUUUACUCUUUCGGAAGGAAGGUGCGCGGAACAGGAAGAAGAAGAAGGAACUGAAAACAGAAGAACAGGAUUGACGGACGGAGAAGUGCGUGUGACAGACAGACAAACAGCAACCAAUUCCAUCACCGACGUGGAACCUGUCGAGUAAAACAAUAAACAAUUGAAGUAAAUAUUAUAUAUUUGUGCAAACCGAAA